CAGUUGACGGUCACACAGUGCACCGAGGCUGCGUUUUUCGUUGAUAAUUUUUAAAUUUAUUUAUUAGUUUAUUGGUUGGAAACUGAGCUGCCCCCGCCAACUGCCUGCUAAAUUGUUUAACUAAAUCGGUCCGCCGCCCCCCGCUUGGACAGACCAUCGGCUAUCGAUAUAUCCGCUGACGGUAAUUGGAGAACGUUUUUUCCAUUUUAUCUCCACCUUGUCCGCACUUCGUUUUGUGCUCUCUUUGUGCGCUGCCUCCGCUUAACAUUUGGGCCCAAAGAAAACGCACAAAAAGCCCCGCCGUGUGUGCCUGUGAAGUUGGUUAAAUACCGCCCAGUGGGACGGACGGGCCAGUGGCCAGGAUUCAAUAAGAAUAUGUGUGUGCAAUAAUAAUAGGGCUCGGUGGUACGGUGCCCCAAAACAUGAAAAUGGUGCUAGACGCUCCUAACGCCGUGCCGAGCUGGCAUAUUUUGCUUAGCGACGCCGUCGGCGCCGUUUCUUCCGGCCGCGAACUCUGCGCGAGGAAUUUACAACAAAAACAAUGAAAUAAAUGGCCCCUGUCUAAAUGACGUCACGAGCGUAACAGAGUGCAACAGACAACAAUGACCGAUGAGCAUAAAAGUAACAUUAACAGUAACAGCAGUAACUCCAGCAACAACAACAAUAACAGCAAUAACAACAGCAGCAGCAGUAGCAACAACAACGCAGCAAGUAGCAGCAGCAGCAGCAGCAACAACAACGGCAACGAGAGCAGCAGUAGCAACAACAACUGUAGUAGCAUAAUUGCAGAGGCGGCCGCCAAGUUUCUACUGAAAAAUGGCCUGAACGGCAAUAGCAACAACAACAGCAGCAGCAGCAGCAGCUUUCCCCCACUGCCACCGCCCCUGCCCGCCGACUCAAGCAGGACGACCACGCCCACGUCCACGACAACGCCAACGCCCUCAUCCUGCAGCUCCACCCCCUCAAAUGGCUUUUUGCCGCAUGCCAAGACGCCAAAAAGUAGUAGCAUCAUGGCUGCAUCCGCCGCAGUGGCAGCCAGCAUCGUUGGAGCUACUGCGUCCAAGCCCACCAUCGAUGUCCUGGGCGGCGUCCUGGACUACAGUUCCUUGGGCGGAGCAGCCACUGGCCCACUGCCCACCACUGCAGCAGUAGCAGCAGCAGCGGGAGCGGGAACAGUGAAGAUCGGCAAGGGCAGCAACUCCGGCGGCAGCUUUGAUAUGGGCAGGACUCCAAUAUCGACGCACGGCAACAGCAACAACAGUUGGGGCGGCUAUGGCGGCCGUUUGCAGUUCUUCAAAGAUGGCAAAUUCAUAUUGGAACUGGCACGAUCCAAGGAUGGCGACAAAAGCGGCUGGGUCUCGGUCACGCGUAAGACCUUCCGGCCUCCAUCGGCGGCCACCUCGGCCACUGUGACCCCCACGUCGGCGGUGACCACAGCGUAUCCAAAGAACGAGAAUUCCACAUCGCUGAGCUUUUCUGACGACAACAGCUCAAUACAAUCUUCGCCCUGGCAGCGAGAUCAGCCCUGGAAACAGUCCCGUCCCAGGCGCGGUAUAUCAAAGGAGCUGUCGCUCUUUUAUCACCGCCCCAGGAACAGUGCACUUAGCCGGGCUGCGCUCCAAACAGCAGCUCGCAGACGUCGGCGGCCCCAUGAGCCGCUAACCACCAGCGAGGAGCAGCAGUCCAUAUUUGAGACGGCAGUCAAGGCUGAAAACGGCGACGACACUCUUAAAGCGGAAGCAGCAGAGGCCGUUGAAGGUGGCGCUGAGGCGGACACAUCCACAGAUGAGAUUAAAACUGAAAAACCGAAAACGAUCAAAGGCGAGGAAGAUGCUGAAAGGUCUGAGAAGGAGCCCAAGAAAGAGGUUGACGAUGACAGUGAGUCAAAAGUAGCAUCGCCCGCUCUGCAGGUGGAUGCACAACCAAAAGAGGAGACUGUGGAGAAGAUGAAUACGAGCGAGGACGAGGAAGCCAUGACAGCGCCGCCCAGGAGCGCGAAUCCCGUGAACGGCGAACUAAACGGCGACCUCAAGACGAGAAUUGGGAAACCAAAGCCAAAACCUCGGGCCAAGCUCAGCAGCAUCAUCCAGAAACUAAUUGAUGGCGUACCAGCACGCUUAGAGCAACUGUCGAAAGCACCAGCGGUAUCCGCAACGAGUACGGCGUCAGCAGAGCGUGGCGGUGCCAUCGGCAGUCUAGGCCACUCCUUGACGCACAAGGUUUCUCCGCCCUCGUCGGCAACAGCAGCCAGCCGUCUAGUCGAGUACCACCACCAGCACGUGUCGCCCAGGAAGAGAAUCCUGCGCGAGUUCGAGAAGGUGUCGCUGGAGGACAACGGAUGCGUAAAUAACGGCAGCGCUGGAGGUAGCAGCGGGGGAGCGGGUGGAAAACGGAGCCGCGCAAAGGCCUCAUCGACAUCAUCACCGGCUGGCAAGGCGUCGCCGAUGAAUCUAGCCCCACCCCAAGGAAAGCCGAGUGCCAGUCCCGCAUCUAGCUCAACCAGCACUUCGCCAGCGGCAAUAUCCACGCAGCCCACGAGACUCAACAGCUCCUACAGCAUCCACUCGCUGCUGGGUGGAAGCAGUGGCAGCGGCAGCACAUCCUCCUCCUCCAGCAAGAAGGGCGGCGAUCAUCCGGCGGCUAUUAUCAGCAAUGUGCACCACUCGCACCACUCCCUGUACCAGCCCAGCUCCUCGAGCUAUCCACGCGCGUUGCUCAGCUCGCCCAAGUCUCCGGACGUGAGCGGCAGCAAUGGAGGCGGCGGAAAGUCACCCUCGCACUCUGGAACCAAGAAGCGGUCGCCACCGUACACGGCGGGCUCUCCCGUGGACUAUGGUCACACAUUCUACAGGGAUCCCUAUGCGGGUGCAGGUCGUCCACCGACAACAAGCUCAGCAUCGCAGGACCUGUCGCCGCCGCGCUCCUCGCCAGCAUCGCCCGCCACGACGCCGCGCACUGUGCCCAAAAAGACUGCAUCGAUCCGACGCGAGUUCGCCUCGCCCUCGGCCAGCAGCAGUAGCUGUCCCUCGCCCGGCGAUCGGAGUGCCUCGCCUCCGGACCGGCGGCACAUGCAGCAGCAGCCGCACCUGCAGCGCAGCUCUCCGCUGCACUACUAUAUGUAUCCGCCAGCGCCUCAGGUGAACGGCAAUGGAUCGGGCGGAAGUCCGACAUCGGCGCCGGUCACGUCUAGCAGCAGUGCAGCUGCAGCAGCGGCGGCAGCUGCGGCCGCAGCAGCCUACAUUCCCUCGGUGGUGUCGCCGUCGCUAUACCAUCCGUACAUAUCCACACUGGCGGCCUUAAGGCAUAGUCCGCUGUGGAUGCACCACUAUCAGGCCGGAGCAUCGCCCCUGCUGCCGACACAUCCACAAGCCGCCAGCUCGGCGGCCGCCGCGGCUGCAGCUGCUGCUGCUGCGAGACUGUCGCCACAAUCGGCCUAUCACGCGUUCGCCUAUAACGGAGUGGUGGCGGCUGCUGCAGCUGCCGGAGCCUUCGGACAACCCGCCCCCAGUCCCCACACGCAUCCGCACUUGGCCCAUCCGCACCAGCAUCCUCAUCCGGCUGCACUGACCACCCACCACUCGCCCGCUCACCUGGCCACGCCAAAACUGACUGAUAGUAGUACCGACCAAAUGUCUGCAGCGUCCAGUCAUCGCACUGCCUCCACUUCGCCGAGCAGCUCGAGCGCAUCCGCCUCCUCCUCGGCGCCCCCUUCCGGCGCCAGCUCCUCCGCAAUGUUUCAUACUAGUAGCCUAAGGAAUGAACAAAGUUCAGACUUACCACUGAAUCUGUCAAAGCACUGAGACAUACACACGCCCCAGCUGCCCCAGUUUCUGGGCCAACCAUCGAGUUAAGUACAUUUUCGCACUAGUAGCGCUUAAGACGACAUUCAACUACACGUAAUAUUAUUUGAUAAGUUCGCUGCUAGUUUAGUCUUAACCUAAUUGUUUUAGCCUAAGCCUAAUCCUAGGUUCUCAAUUAAGGCCGAACAUUUAAACGCAUACGAAAAGAGAAAAAAAACGACGAGGAAAAAAAUUAAAUAUGUUUUUAAACCCGUUCCAGAACUUUUUAUACACUCAGUUGAGAAAUGGAAUUUUCGACAAACAUAUUAAAUAUGCAAAGGAAUUUUAUUCUAUGCCGACUAAUGAAAAGUAAUACCUACUAAUAAAAACAUUUUCUAUAGGAUGUAUAAAAUGCAAGUCUUGAAGAAUCUCAAAAAGAGUUACGUUUUUUUCAUCAAAACAUUUCCUUGAAACAGACUGAACCUGAAUUUUUUUAGAAAAAAAAAAGAAAAACUUAGUUACGGAUCGCAGCAUAUAACUUUUUAAAGUAUAUUUAACAAAACUACAAGAACAGAUUUUUAUAAAAUGCUUGUGCCUUUAAAGAUGAAAGUAAAACUAGGGAUACAAAAAUUAAUGUGUAAAACAGAAAACAAAUUUACUAGAAAAGAACCAUAAAUGCAAACAUUUACAGAUAUUUUAUGGGAACAAUUUAGAUAUCCCAAAUAUCGAGGUCCAAAAAGCAAUCGACAGGAAAUUGUACUGGGUAGAUUAUUUACGAUUAUAAAUGUUAUUGUAUGUUCUAGGAAUGUAUUUUCGAAUUAAUUUGAAAUGUUUAUUCCAAAUCAUUUCAGAAAUGCAAACAUUCCAAUCAAAUUUUAACCUGUAUUUCUUAGAGCCAUUGAAUGUAUUUUUCGGAAGUUCCUUAAUUCAUUUAUUGACUCUAAGCAUAAUCAUUUCUUUUUUAAAAUGUCGAAAAAAUAAUUUGUGAAGUUGAAGUUUAAAUCCUCGGUGGAUCUAAACUUAUCCCUCACAAUAGUUGUUAAUAUCUAAAAGUUGUAUUUCUUUACCUAGUGCAUACUGUCAAUGCUGUCCAAUCAAAAUCAAAUGAAAAUGUACAAAAAUUCACAUAUACAAAAUAUUUACAAAAAAAAGCAAAAAGAUCCUAAACAGACAAUUUCAAACCGGAAUUCGUACAACUGAAACUGAUACAAAUACAAAAAAAAAAACAUAUUCCUAACGCAAAAAGACAAAAACAAACGCGGUUUCUCAUAUUUUCUAAAUUAUUUAUAUAAAUCAAAUGACUAUUUAUAUUUACUGAUAUGAUAAUGUGUAAGUAAAUAGUUGUAAUUGUAAAUACAGUAUUUUUACAAGACAACAGAGUAAACCGAUACACGAGAAAUAACCAAUAUAUUUAAUAUUACUAUUUUUAUAACGGAUUUUAACAAAAUACUGUAUAUUUUGUAUCUGAAUACGCAGAAUAAAAACAAAAAGAUUCCAUACGAGGUCGAGAAAAGUUUGCACAAGGUCGAUUGAAACUUGCUUAAUAUUUUACUCACUGGGUAAAUGCUGUUCAAGGUAGAAAAAUAAUGUUUUCCAAUGGAAAAAUUAGUGGUUUCAGGUUAUUUUGAAGUCCUAACACUGUAUACAGUAGGAAAUGUUUAAGCAAGCGUCAUUCGCCUAACCUUUUUAGUAAGCGUUACGAAAGAUAUCCUAAACGAAUAUAAAUAAAAUUUCCACAAAAAU
Messenger RNA from Drosophila subpulchrella, 5522 nucleotides. RefSeq names its product protein hairless (gene H). The transcript has 6 exons. Bases 603 to 3800 code for a protein of 1065 amino acids. NCBI's taxonomy places the organism in Eukaryota, Metazoa, Arthropoda, Insecta, Diptera, Drosophilidae. The record is from RefSeq and is a predicted model, not a curated record.